Molecule: messenger RNA, 2358 nt
Organism: Impatiens glandulifera
Lineage: Eukaryota; Viridiplantae; Streptophyta; Magnoliopsida; Ericales; Balsaminaceae
Product: cucumisin-like
Exons: 10
Coding region: 1-2358 (785 amino acids)
Biological process (GO): proteolysis
Molecular function (GO): serine-type endopeptidase activity; nucleic acid binding; zinc ion binding
Source: RefSeq, a predicted model, not a curated record
AUGAAAGAAGAGGUCGUUAUCUUACCUAACAAAAACCAUCAUCUACAAACAACGAGAUCAUGGGACUUCUUACACUUCCCACAGAGGAUUCGAAGAGAGCACACGGUUGAGAGCGAUAUAAUUGUUGGAAUAAUCGAUUCUGAAAUUUGGCCAGAGUCAGAUUGUUUUAUUGAUACUGGAUAUGGACCUCCACCAAUUAAAUGGCAAGGGUCCUGUGAUGGAUUAACUAAUUUCCAUUGCAAUAUGAAACUUAUUGGAGCAAAAUACUACAAAAACGAUGGAGACUUCUCCCCAACCGAUAUCCAGUCUCCAAGAGACUCCAGUGGUCAUGGAACUCAUGUGGCUUCAAUAAUCGCCUGUAACCUUGUUAAUUCGGAAGGCCUUUCUGGUCUCGGGAGAGGUAUAGCUCGAGGAGGAGUCCCGUCUUCGAGGAUCGCCGUUUACAAAGUAUGUUGGUCAACCGGUUGCGCAGAUGAGGACAUUAUAGUAGCAUUUUUUGAUGCCAUUAAUGAUGGGGUUGAUCUAUUAUCAAUUUCUAUGGGAAAUUAUGGUUCAAGCUACUGUGAAGAUCCCAUAGCUUUUAUGAGUUUUCAAGCCAUGAAUAAAGGAAUUUUGACGACAAUGCCUGCUGGAAACGAGGGUCCGGGACUUAUAUCUAUCAAAAAUGUUGCUCCUUGGGCGCUUACAGUAGCAGCAAGUGCCAGCGAUCGUAAUUACGUUACCAAUUUGAAGUUGGGCAAUGAGAAAACUUUGAUGGGUAAGAUUGUCAUUUGUGAUGAAUAUAAUUUUGGAAGAGCAACUAUUUCUGCUGGAGCAAUUGGUAUGGUGAUACAAGCUAAUGUAACCAAAGAUAACUGUGACGUGUUUGCCCUCCCAACAACUUAUCUUGACAUGCGGAGUACUGGUUACAACAUCAUGAGUUAUGUUAGCUCAUCAAGUAAUCCAAUUGGAAGCAUAUUGAAGAGUACUCAAGUUUUUGAUUUUGAUGCUUCAGCACCAUAUAUUGCAUCAUUCUCAUCUAGGGGACCCAAUCCUAUAACACCUCAUAUUCUCAAGCCGGAUUUGUGUGCACCCGGUGUUAAAAUCUUGGGAGCAUGGACACUUGCAAAUUCUCUUACGAGAUUACAAGAAGAUUUGAGAAGGCUACCAUAUAACAUCGUAUUAGGCACCUCAUCAGCCUGCCCACAUGUUACUGAUGCAGCCGCAUAUGUCAAAUCAUUUCAUCCAUCAUGGUCUCCGGCAGCUAUAAAAUCUGCUCUUAUGACUACCGAGAAGAGAAAGAAAUUGGUCUUGUCGAUUCUCCACUCUGGGGCAGCUGGGAAAUCCGCGAUUGUUAAAUCAGCCAAGUCAGUAGCUUUUCCAUCUGAGAUGGGCGUGAUCGUCGGAAGAAGACGGUGCUGCUACAGCAACAAUGAUUUGAAAUUUCUUUCGGGAAUGCAUGGUGUUUGCAACCUUUAUGGGACAGAAAAUGCAUGGAAUUUGAACAUCCCUUCAUUUUCAAUCCCUGUCAUGCCUUCUACUCAUUUUAAUGUCACCUACACUAGGACAGUUACAAAUGUGGGACCUUCAUCAUCCAUUUACCAAGCCCAAAUUAUUGCUCCACCAGGAUUAAACAUACAAGUUGUGCCAAACGUACUUCAUUUUUCUAGUGUCGGACAAACUCAAACAUUUGGGGUGGUUUUCGUAGGAAGGAUUAGUGUAAGGAAUAUUGUUUCUGCUUCUUUGUCAUGGAGCUUUGGUAACAUUGGUGAAGAAGGUAUCAUUGUUAUUCGAUAUGGAAAGUGGUGGUCGUGUAGCUGGACUUGGUUUGGAGUUGUUAAACCAUUCAAACUAUCGUAUAUGGAAAAUCUCAUCGAAGAAGCGGAAGAGACUCAAUGCGAAGGCAUAAUUUGUGUUGAAGAGGUCAAUCUCUCACAAUCUGUUCGUGCACAUCAUCGGUUGUGGAUCUACUCGCGAGAUCUGGAAAUGCUUGGUCGUCUUUUCAACAAGAAGAACGAUGCUUGUUUCCAAAUGCUUGAAAAUGAGUUGGCAGCCGCAAUGCAAAUUGGAUUUGUCUCGGAGUUCUUUCUUAAGUUAAAAAACAUAUGCUUAGAAAUUUCCUUAUUGAACCCAGAUGAAAAAAUCUUAGAAGCUCGAACAAAGAGGCAUAUUGUUAAAGGAUUUCGACCCGAUAUACACCAUUCAUCACAUCGAUUCAAGUGUGGCAAGACUGGACACUUCAAGAGAGAUUGUAGAGUAACUUUGAAUGGAAAUUUUGCUAGUUCAAAUCUCGGAGAAAAGUCUAACCAACGUGUUGAGGAGGACUGGGACAAGGCUUUUCAUAUCGAUGUGAUGAUUUCGAAGGAAAAGAAAACAUAG